This is a messenger RNA of Pollicipes pollicipes, 3264 nucleotides long. RefSeq names its product actin. The record is from RefSeq and is a predicted model, not a curated record. Bases 507 to 2609 code for a protein of 700 amino acids. The transcript is spliced from 14 exons. NCBI's taxonomy places the organism in Eukaryota, Metazoa, Arthropoda, Thecostraca, Pollicipedomorpha, Pollicipedidae.
GCUCCACCAGCAUCGUGGUGAAGGGUGAUGCGGCGCGCGGCCCGGCCGUCGACCCGGCCGCCGACUGCGACCGAGACUCGCUGGAAGGCGAGGCCAGCCGCCGCCCGGACAUCCCCUCACCAGACUACGGCAGCGACGCCGAGGACGUGGACGGCAUCCCCAACGACUACAUCGGCGACGACCAGCUGGACGAGGGCCUGGGCGAGUCGGACGCGCGCAGCUACUACAACGAGGACCCGGGCCUGGAGGUGAUCCUCGAGGAGCCGGAGGACGAGUACGUGACGUCAUCAGAGGAGGAGGAGGAGCCGGCGCAGCGCAGGUCGCUCCGCUCGCUGGAGGGCUCGGAGGGCAUCGGGUCCGCCGAGGGUGACUCCGGCUCCAACGCGUCCGUCGAGUCCAGCAGCGGAGUCCACAGUGCAGGUGGCUCUCCGACGCUCCGCCAGCCCACGGACGAGCGUGAGGAGAGAAUCCAGAAGGACCGCUGCGUUGAAGUCUAUCCGGAGACUAUGCGGCAGCGGAAGCAGGCCAAGAAGCACAAGCAGGUGGAUGCCAAACAGUGGCCGGAGACCAAGGACGGCGGCCGGCGGGAGGACGGCACCAAGACCAUCGACAGCCCGUCCAAGAUCAAGAAGCUGCUGCCGUCGGUCAAGGCGCUCAAGUCGCAGUUCGAGAGCGGGCCGGCGCCGGACGCGCCGCGCAGCAGGUCCAAGGACAAGUCGCCGUCGCCGCCGAAGCCGACCGCCGAGCGGACGCCAGUGGCGCCGCCUGCCGAGCGGCCGCGGCCGACAGGUGUCGCCACCGGCGAGUCCGCCGCCGCUCCGCGCACCGUCAGCCCGCAGCGGCCGGCGGCGCCGGGCCCCGCGUCGGCUCAGGCGCCACCAGCCAAGAACGGCGCCGGGGCCAAGAAGGUGUACAUUCCCGACGAUCCGGUGGAGGCGAUCUACGACAAAUUCGGCGAGGUGGACGAGCGGUUGCUGAAGCAGAGGAUCACCACCCUCUCCUGGGACCCGACGUCGCUGGUGAGCCGACUGUACGAGGUGCCCGAGCCGGCGCACCGGCCGCAGGGCCAGGAGAAGGGCUACAUCAACAUCGAGGGCUGGCUAGAGAAGCUGCCGUCCGGCCGGAAGAAGGCCACCUUCUGGAAUGCCUGGAAGCGGCGCUACUUCAAAGCCAAGGACGGCUUCCUCUAUUACUACCAGACUAACACCACGGAGAAGCCGAGCAUGGUGCUCCAGCUGAUGGGCGGUCACGUGGAAGCCAUGGACUCGUCCGUGGUGGGCGUCGACGACGGGGUGCCUCAAACGGUCCCCAUGCUGGGGCUGGAUGAUGGGAAGGGCCGCUACGUGGUGGUGCGCUGCAGCAGCCGGCAGGAGGCGGAGCGCUGGACGCGCGCGCUCCUCUCACACACGGUCGAGGACUACAACGCCACCUACGUGCAGCCGGUGGCAGUGCCGGCCAGCGUGGCGCCGGCGCGCCGCUGCGUGGUCAUCGACCUGGGCAGCUCGUCCAUUCGCGCCGGCGUGCUGCACGAUCAGCCCGCACUGCCGCAGCUGUUCUUCCCGGCGGUGAUGGUGACGUCACGCGAGGGCCGUCAACUGACGUUCGGCGCGGCGGCGCUGCGGCCCGAGGUGCGCGCCACCGGCGUGCUCUCCUUCCCGCUGCGGCCGUCCAGCAAGAUCACCAAGUACUCCGUGGACGUGCCGGCGCUGGCCGGCCUGCUGCAGCUGACGUUCCGCGAGCUGCGCGUCAGCCCGGCCGACUACAGCGUCCAGCUGAGCCUGCCGCGCAGCUUCAACACGGCCACGCUGGGCGAGAUCCUGCGCCUGCUCUUCGACAAGUUCGGCGCGCAGGGCGUCAACCUGACGCACCAGAGCAUCCUGGCCAUGUGGUCGUACAACGCCACGAGUGGCGUGGUCGUCGACGUCGGCGACCGUAUGGAUGUCGUGCCCGUCAUCGACGGGUACAUCGUGGAGGGCGGCGUGUCGCGCGUGCCGUACGGCGGCGUGCGGAUCCAGGACCACCUGCGCCACUUCCUGCUGCAGAAGCACUACUCGCUGGUGACCGAGGUCGAGUCGCUGGUGGUACGGCUGGCCAUGGAGCGGCUCUGCUUCGUGUCCGAGCGGUACGCCGCCGACCUGCAGCGCUUCCAGGCCGACCCGGCUAGCCUCGAGAAGUCCGUCUCGGUCAAGGAGUUCCUCGGUGACAGCGUGUCCUGGAGGCGGAUCACGCUCGACAGCGGCCGGUUCCAGGCCGCCGAGGGGCUCUUCACGCCCGAGGCUUGGGGCCUGGACAACAAGGGCGUCCACAAGCUCGUCCACAAGGCCGUGCAGGAGUGCAGUGUGGACAUCCGCAAGGAGAUGGUGCGCUCCAUUUACCUGGCCGGCGGCGUGACGCUGCUGCCCGGCUUCGCCGAGCGGCUGCAGGCCGAGAUGGACAAGCUGACGCCACCCUCAGUCACGCCCAAGGUGCAUGCAUCUCCGUACCGGUACCACGCCGCGUACCUGGGCGCCUGCGUGUUGGCCGGCUCCGACGGCUUCCAGCAGGCGAUGGUGACGCGCGACAGCUGGCUCAAGCUGGGCGUGUCGGCGCUCAAAAAGUGGACCGUGUAGCGCCCCGGGCGCCGCACUACCAGUGACGUCAUCGAGGGUGGUGGUGCUUCGUACUGGCCAUGUGGCGGCCGCGUGAGGCCGCCCUGGGCCGUCUGUGAUUCUCUGUGUUUCGGAGACUUUGCCGCCUUCGGCGGCAUACCAGUUGGUGAGGUUGUACAAAUAGUCGAGGAGCAAUUAUGCAGCGUUGUGUGGUCGAGGGCGCGCGGUGCGAAAGAUGUGUGCGACUACACCCUGAGUCAGCUCGUGGGAAGACGGAGUGCCCGAUGUUUGAUAGCAGCGCCGCAACCCAGUGGCGUGCAAGCGGAUGCCAGGCCCAUUCCGUCGUGUGACGACCACAGCUGGGUGCAGCUGGCGUGUCGACGCUGUCCGCCGGGUUCAGCGGACGGUACCGCGACCGAGCCUCCAUUCCGAUUGGCUGACGCUGGCUGACGUUAUAGGCCGACGUCAGACGUGCUUCCCGACGUCGCCGCGCGAUUGGUGCAAGGUCGAGUGUUAUUGCUCGUGAGCGUUUUGACGGUUUGAGACGCCGAGCUGCUCCUGUGUAAUGAUUUAUCUUUGAUGUUAUGAUUUCUUGCACUUGUAACUGCUGAUACCAGUCCAUAGUUGGUGUUAAUUUAUUAUAUCAAUGACUGGUUCGACCAUAAUACAUUCUAUA